AUGCAAUUCAUCGGUUUUGUUGUUUUAAUAUCCACACUGCUGGUAGGGGUGAAAUGUAAGAAGGAUGUAAAUUUCAAUCCCAAAGUAUUCAAGCAUUUAUGCCGAACUUUCACAAACACGCUAGCAGUUUUAACAACACACAUUGGUCAAAAACUAUAUUUACACGAGUUGGGGGAGGGUACUGGAGGCAAAUUAAUGUUGCUACAUCAUAGGCUUCUCGAAUGUGAUACGGCUUGUAAAUCGAUUGAAGCUAUUGUAGUCCCAGAUGACAUAGGAAAUCAACCAUUUAUAGUUGAUGCUGCAUUGGGUCCAUACAGAAAAGUAAGCGAAAGUGAACGCGAACAAAAUGACGUAUUGAUUUUCAAUUUUAUAGAAACGGCUUUUGACGCGGUUGUUCCUCUUAUUGAACUUAGUAAAGUAGUUGCAGCAAUAGCUUUUGUCUCAGGCGAUAUAGCGGGAGCAGAAAAAUAUAUGGAAUCCUUCUUAGCGAGAAGAAGUGGAUUCAAAAUGAAUACUACAAUCAUAUCAAUUUCCAUCACUUUAAUUCUCGUAAUAUCAAAUUACUUAUUUGGAUAG
Messenger RNA from Theileria parva strain Muguga, 576 nucleotides. Its product is annotated as putative integral membrane protein. Lineage: Eukaryota; Apicomplexa; Aconoidasida; Piroplasmida; Theileriidae. The coding region runs from base 1 to 576 and encodes 191 amino acids. The transcript has a single exon. The record is from RefSeq and is a predicted model, not a curated record.